AUGCCGUGUUCACCCGGAAGGGCAGACCAAUGCGGGGCACCUGACCCCGGCGGGGCACAAUUGGGAGGGGUGGGAAAAAGAAGAGGGAGGGAUAGAGGGAGAGGGGGAGGGAGAGAAGGCAAAAGAGAGCAAUAGAGAAGCUCAAGGUUCAGUAAAUCCAAAGAGACGCGCUGCCUCCGGUCCAAUCACCGCCCGGAAUGUGCCCACGUUCCCUCUAUCGCCGAACGACAACGCUUCAAUUCGCGGGCUUCAUGGCCAACGUGUUCUACAAAAAGACGGACAGCCGGGCUCGAAGUAAGGUAUCCCAAUGUACAACUCCGGACUUAUCUACUUAGUACUUACCGCAGGCGUCUUUCUUCAUCCCAUUCCAGUCUUGGCGGUGCCACCCCUGCGUUGUCCCACAUGCAGCCAAUCACUUCUGCUGCCGAGACAUGCAGGAUAUACUUUGCUUAGUCAUUAUAUCUCCUGUUCAUGGAAACAGAAGGCAGGAAGGAAUCAAUGGCUAAUUGCAUUAUCGUACUUCCUUCUCAGGCUCUUACGUUGACCCAUCAAUCCCUCCUCCCCAUCAUGUCUGCUGGUCAUGAUCUACAGGGGACUCGGUUGAUCUGAACUGUACUACGUCCUCAGCCCUACGUAAAGCACUAGCAGGUUCGCAAUACCAAUUGUAUCACUGAAAAGUUAGCAUGUCCGUGCGGGCUCUUUCAUCCCCUGUGCCGGGGCAGACGUGACAUUCUGAGUGUCAAUGGACCAGGUUUCAC
Messenger RNA from Aspergillus neoniger CBS 115656, 758 nucleotides. RefSeq lists its product as uncharacterized. The record is from RefSeq and is a predicted model, not a curated record. The transcript has 5 exons. NCBI's taxonomy places the organism in Eukaryota, Fungi, Ascomycota, Eurotiomycetes, Eurotiales, Aspergillaceae. The coding region runs from base 308 to 544 and encodes 78 amino acids.